AUGGGGUUCGUGCACCUCGCUCCUCUACUGGGCACGAUGUCCACAACACAGCUCUUUUUCCUCUUGGGUAUUCUCACGCACUUGCUGUAUUUUCGUCAUGGUGAAUGGGACCUCUACGCUUUCCAUCUCCUCAUUUCUUUUUGCUCGGCGCAGAUUCUACUUGCAGCGUAUUUUGUGGCAUGUGAGGGUAUUGCAUACGCUCAAGCUUGGAGUUUCAGCAUCAAAGUUUCGAUUUUCUUUCUUUCUGGCGUUUAUAUAAGUCUUUUGACGUAUCGCGCUGCUUUCCACCGCCUCAACCGAUUCCCUGGGCCACUAGCAGCGAGGCUGUCAAAUCUCUACAUUACAAUACUGUCUGUCAAAAGAUUUCAACGUCACAGAGAGAUCAUGCGUCUUCACAAGAGAUACGGUGACAUCGUCCGAGUCGGUCCAUCAGAACUUUCUAUAAAUGAUCCUGCGCUAUUCCACUCGAUUCAUUCGAAAUCGUCAACCUUCACCAAAGGUCCCUGGUAUAAUCUCAUGCAUCCAGUUGUUUCUCUCCAUAUGAUUCGCGACCACGAGGAGCAUAGUCGGCGGCGCAAGAUCUGGGACAAAGGCUUCAGUUCGAAAGCACUUCGAGAGUACGAACCGCGAGUAGCUUUGUAUACUGAACAAUUGCUCAAGCGCAUUGUAUGCAGUGGAAACCAGACUGUCAAUGUCACCGCUCUAUUCAACUACUACAGCUUCGAUGUCAUGGGCGAUCUAGCCUUUGGCCGGAGCUUCAACAUGCUCAGAGAUGGUGCCGCUCACAAAUACAUGAAGUCUUCCCAUGACAAUAUGUUAACCGCGACCGCCUUCAGUCACUUAGUUUGGAUCUUUCCCAUUGUAAAGAAAAUCCCCGGCCUGAAUUAUGAACAUGUCCGGCUGCAGAAGUGGCUUACCGAACAGGUGGAGCAAAGACGGCAAAGCCCCCCGACAACGCCGGAUAUUUUCUCCUGGCUUCUAAACGGUUUUGAGAAUCUUGAUUGUCCAACCCCCCAAGACGAGGUCAAUCUUGUUGGGGACGCACACUUGGUCGUCGUCGCUGGGAGUGACCUCACGGCAGCGUCAAUUACAUGUCUAUUUUAUCAGCUUGCCCUUCAUCCACGCAUCAUGGCAAAAUUGGUAACUGAAAUUGAUCAAUUCUACACCAAGUACGAACACCCAAGUCAUCAAGGUCUUUCGAAACUCGAGUAUCUCAAUGCCUGUAUCGAUGAAUCACUUCGUCUAUACCCACCAGUACCAUCAGGCCUCCAGCGUAUCAGUUCGCCACAAGGUUGCCAUGUUGGUGAUCUUUACAUCCCUGGUAACACUAUUGUACAAAUUCCCUCAUAUGCAAUGUAUCGAGAUGCAAAGAAUUUCACACUGCCCAACGAUUUUAUUCCCGAGCGUUGGACAACAAGACCUGAACUGACGCGAGAUUCAUCGAUUUAUGCACCUUUUUCAAUCGGUAGGAUUUAUUUCCCUCUGAUUGGCUCUAAAAAUUCUAGUUUUUUAAUUAUUCGAGUAGGCUCGUAUUCGUGUGUGGGUAAACAACUCGGUUUAAUGGAGUUGAGGUUCGUAACAAGCCAAAUCCUCAAACAUUUCAAUGUCAACCUGCCAAACGACUUUGAUCCAAAUCAAUUCCCCGAUGGUGUGAAAGAUGGACUCACCAUAGUUGCGCCGGACUUAAACUUAGCUUUCACGCGAAGGCAUUGUUAA
Messenger RNA from Clonostachys byssicola, 1716 nucleotides. NCBI's taxonomy places the organism in Eukaryota, Fungi, Ascomycota, Sordariomycetes, Hypocreales, Bionectriaceae. The record is from the annotation of a GenBank genome assembly.